Molecule: messenger RNA, 6477 nt
Organism: Cannabis sativa
Lineage: Eukaryota; Viridiplantae; Streptophyta; Magnoliopsida; Rosales; Cannabaceae
Exons: 3
Coding region: 556-1422 (288 amino acids)
Source: RefSeq, a predicted model, not a curated record
CAUUUCAUCUCCCCGACGAUCUCUUGCCCUAAUCAUUACUACUCUCGGUCACUGUAAGUCUCUCUGCCCAGAAUCCUUUGAGAUGAUGAUGCGAUCGUCUCUAUCCUCAAGAAGGCCUUUGAACUUCAGGCGGUUCCGACUAGAUGGACGCCAGGCGGACUACCAGGAGCCAGGGCAAUUUAGUGGGGUCGAAUCAAGGCCAGGGAGCUCAGUUUCCCCCGCCAGCUAGGGGCCGAGGUAGAGGUCCAAGGGGCAGGGCUCGUGGUCGGGGUGAUGAGAACCCGCCACAGGCUACCUAGGCUCCCCAAGCCGAUCAGGGAGCCCAGAAUUGGGAGGUUAGGUUUGCUGAAAUGCAAGCCAGAAUUGAAGAGCAAGACCUCGAGAUACAGAGAUUGAGGCAGCAGGGUGCUCCUGCAGUGCCUGCGCCAGUAGUUCCAGUUGUACACGCCCCUGCUGCUCAGGGCCGAAAUAGUUGUGGCGGCCAACAGAAUGUAACCUUUGUAUGAACGGUUCCAGAAGCAAGCACCUCCGGUCUUUCUGGGAGGUCCAGACGUGAUGAAGGCCGAACAGUGGCUAACGGUGAUCACUAAAAUUCUGAACUUUAUGGGUGGCACCGGUAAUGACAGAGUGGUGUGUGCCACUUUCCAGUUCCAGGAAGACGCUCUGGUCUGGUGGGAUAUGGUGUCUCAGAUUCACGACGUCAGCCCUAUGACCUGGGAAAGGUUCCAGGAACUCUUCAACGCCAAGUAUUAUAACGAGGCGGUCAGAAGCGCCAAGAGGAAAGAGUUCGCCCACCUGACCCAGCGGGAGUAUAUGAGCGUGACAGAAUAUACUACUCAGUUCGACCGGUUGGCGAGGUUAGCCUCAGAUAUAGUGCCAACCGACUUCAGCAAGAAAGAGAAGUACCUGGACGGGUUAAAUGCGAAGAUUAAACAUGAUUUGAUGAUCACCACUGACGACAAGACCACCUAUGCUGAGAUGGUGGAGAAGGCACUGCGAGCUGAGGGUGCAGUUGGGUGUAUGUCGGAGUCGGCUAGUACUCCGGUGAGUGGCGGGGCUCCUACCCCUCGUGCAUCAGGUUUUAGCAGUGGGAGUAGUGGUUCGGCCAUGGAUCAGAGGAAGAGAGCAUCCACUGCAUCCGGUGGCUCGAGUCAGAACAAGAGGUUCCGGGGGAACCAGAAUAGAGGUAGUCGUUCUAGUGGUGCAGAGACCCGGUUCUCCUAUCCCGAGUGCCCAGCUGCUAAAGGCACCAGCGGGGUGAAUGCAAAGGUCAGGGAUGCUUUCACUGUGGCAUGCCCGGACACUUCAAGAGGGAUUGUCCCCAGCUCCGCUCAGAGGCACCGAGGGCUCCGGCGAUACCCACUCCAGCUAGGGUGUUCGCCAUCACUCAGGCUGAUGCAGAUGCCAGCCCAUCAGUUGUAAUAGGUCAGCUUUCUGUUAAUAACUCGCUUUACUCAGUACUGUUUGAUUCUGGGGCUACACAUUCUUAUGUGGCAGCCAGAGUCUUUAGUAAAUUGGAUAGACCUUAUGAUAGAUAUGAAUCAGGGUUUGGAACCCUAUUACCUAACGGAGAGUUGGUUAUCUCCAAAAGGUGGAUUAGGUCUAUGCCGAUCAGAAUAGAUGGUAGAGAGUUAAGUGUUGAUUUGAUAGAGAUGAGCCUAGUAGAGUUCGAUAUUAUUUUAGGAAUGGAUUUCCUAUCUAAAUAUUCGGCGAGUAUUGAUUGCAAAAGGAAGAUGGUGAUCUUCCAACCGGAAAGUGAAGAACCUUUUGUGUUUGUUGGUUCGGUUCGGGGAUCUCAGCUAGAGAAUUAUUGCAUGGCGGUUGUUUAGGCUUUCUGGCCGUGGUGGUGGACACCACUCGGCCAGAUACCAUUCGGCCAGAGGACAUCAAGGUGGUUCGGGAAUUUUUAGAUGUUUUUCCCGAAGAACUUCUAGGGUUACCACCUCAGCAGGAGAUUGACUUCGUGAUAGAUUUGGCAUCAGGGGUGGAACUGGUUUCCAAAGCCCCAUAUAGAAUGGCUCCAGCUGAACUUAAGGAAUUAAAGAUUCAGCUCCAAGGCUUGCUUGACAUAGGGUUUAUCCGACCUAGUGUGUCACCCUGGGGAGCCCCGAUUUUAUUCGUCAAGAAGAAAGAUGGAACUAUGAGGAUGUGCAUCGAUUACAGAGAAUUGAACAAGCUGACAGUGAAGAAUAAAUAUCCAUUACCUAGGAUCGAUGAUUUGUUCGAUCAGCUUCAGGGGAAGACGGUCUUUUCUAAGAUUGAUCUCCGUUCGGGUUAUCAUCAGUUAAAAAUCCGAGAGGAGGACAUUCUGAAGACGACUUUCCGCACUAGGUAUGGACAUUAUGAAUUCCUGGUUAUGUCGUUCGGACUAACCAAUGCUCCUGCUGCAUUCAUGGAUUUGAUCAACAGAGUAUUCAAGGAUUUCCUCGAUAUCUGUGUGAUUGUGUUUAUCGACGACAUCCUUGUGUACUCUCAGUCAGAAGAGGAGCAUGAGUUACAUCUUCAGAUGGUACUGCAACGGCUUCGGGAACACGAGCUUUAUGCCAAGUUCAAGAAAUGUGAAUUCUGGCUAUCUCAGGUGUCCUUCUUAGGGCACAUCGUCAGCAAAGAUGGGAUCAAGGUGGAUCCCGGGAAGAUAGAAUCCGUCAGGGAUUGGCCCAGACCGAAGACAGUGAUAGAGAUCAGAAGCUUCUUGGGUUUUGCUGGGUAUUACCGUACGUGGAAGGGUUUUCAAAAAUUUCAAUGCCCUUAACCGAACUUACAAAGAAGAAUCAGCGGUUUGUCUGGUCAGACAAGUGCGAAGCUAGUUUUCAGGAGCUGAAACAGAGGUUGAUUACCGCUCCAGUGCUAGCUUUGCCUUCAGACAAUGAGAAGUUUGUAGUUUAUUGCGAUGCAUCCAGACAGGGUCUGGGGUGUGUGCUGAUGCAAGCCGAUCGGGUCAUCGCUUAUGCUUCCCGACAGUUAAAGGAUUAUGAACAGCGAUACCCGACUCAUGAUCUAGAGUUGGCCGCAGUGGUUUUUGCAUUGAAGAUUUGGCGGCAUUACCUUUACGGAGAAAGAUGUGAAAUCUAUGCCGACCAUAAAAGUCUCAAGUAUUUCUUUACUCAGAAAGGUUGGAAUUAGUCAAAGAUUACGACUGUGAGAUUCUUUAUCAUCCUGGGAAAGCCAAUGUAGUGGCCGAUGCCCUGAGUAGGAAGGGUCCCGAGCAGGUAGCUAGCAUGGUUCAGAUCUCGCCUCAACUAGCAGAGGAUAUGGUUAGAUCCGACAUUGAGUUUGUGGUAGGUCAGCUUCACAACUUAACGCUGCAAUUGGAUCUGUUGGAAAGAAUUAAAGCCGCUCAGAUGACUGAUCCAGAGUUAGUGAAGAUCAGAGAUGAGGUUUUGGCUGGUCAAGCCAGGGACUUUUCAGUGUCAGAUAACGGGAUGCUUCUGUAUAAAGCUAGGGUUUGUGUUCCGAAUAGUGUGGAACUCAGAAAUGAGAUCUUUGAGGAGGCUCAUUCUACCCCUUAUUCUCUACAUCCCGGCACCACUAAGAUGUACCAAGAUCUUAAACCGUACGUCUGGUGGAGCAGUAUGAAGAAGAAUUUGGUAGAAUUCGUAUCGAGAUGCCUCACUUGUCAGCAGAUUAAGGCUGAACAUCAGAGACCAGCAGGGUUGUUGCAGCCUCUAACCCUACCAGAAUGGAAAUGGGAAGAUAUCACGAUGGAUUUUGUGGUCGGGUUACCUAAGACCACGAGUUUGUUUGAUUCCAUCUGGGUAGUGGUGGAUCGAUUCACGAAAUCUGCUCAUUUUCUGCUUGUUAGAACAACUUUUACAGUGGAUCAGUUGGCAGAAUUGUAUGUCAGAGAGAUUGUAAGGCUUCACGGGGUACCAAAGUCUAUAGUUUCGGAUAGGGAUCCGAAAUUCACCUCCAAGUUUUGGCAGAGUUUGCAACGAGCAAUGGGUACAAAGUUGAAAUUCAGUACAGCAUUCCAUCCUCAGAGAUAUGGUCAGUCCGAAAGGACAAUUUAGAUAUUGGAGGACAUAUUGCGAGCCUGUGUUAUGGAUUUUGAAGGCUCUUGGAAUAAAUAUCUACCGUUGAUAGAAUUUUCUUACAACAACAGUUAUCAGAGUACGAUAGGGAUGGCUCCCUAUGAACUGUUAUACGGUAGGAAGUGUAGAUCUCCCAUCCACUGGGAUGAGACAGGGGAGAGAAACUACUUAGGUCCCGAGUCAGUGCAGCGGACCAAUGAGGCAAUAGAGAAGAUAAAAGCUAGAAUGCUUGCCUCACAGAGUAGACGGAAAAUUUAUGCAGAUCCGAAACACAAAGAUGUGGAGUUCCAAGUAGGGGACCAUGUGUUUUUACAGGUAUCUCCAAUGAAGGGGAUCAAACGCUUCGGGAAAAGAGGCAAGUUAUGCCCUAGAUUUACAGGACCUUUUGAGAUUCUCGAGAAGAUAGGUCAAGUGGAAUAUCGGUUAGCGUUGCCUCCAGCUUUAUCAGCAGUUCACAACGUAUUCCAUGUCUCGAUGUUGAGGAAAUACGUUUCGGAUCCCUCUCAUAUACUCAGUUAUGAGAGUCUAGAACUGCAGCCAGAUAUCACUUACGAAGAACAGCCAGUGCGGAUCCUGGAUAUAAAGGAUAAAGUCCUUUGGAAUAAGACCAUAGCUUUGGUCAAAGUUCUCUGGAGAAACAGCAAGGUGGAGGAAGCCACCUGGGAGCUAGAGUCAAAUAUGAGAGCUCACUAUCCAGAGUUGUUCAGGUUAGAUUUCGGGGACGAAAUCCUUUUAAAGGGGGAAUAGUUGUAAAGACCGCUUAGUGUAAUUUGGAAAUUAGCAGUUAAUCACGUUUAAUUAUGAAAUUAUUUAUAGCUAUUUAAAUAAUUAUUUAUACGGUUAUUAUUGAUUUCUGAGAUGCAUUUUAUGUCAGUUAGAAGUUUUCAUAAUUUUGCAUUUUCGGUGCCCGGUAACAUGGAACUCGGUGUUUGGCUCAGUAAAAUCACAACUUAGUAUGUUAGUAGUUUGGGACGGUUUAUUAGACUUUGGGAAUGUCGUUAAUGGCCGGGAAUUUAGAAUUUCCCAAAAAUACCCCUUUAGUGUCAUUUAUGUGAUUUUAGUGUGAAGGGGCAAAAUGGUCAUUUUGCCCCAUUGUUAGUUUGUCUUUUGUGGCUUAAUAUUUAGAAAAAUAUAUGUUUAUUUUAUUAUUAUUUUGGGCUUAAGUAAAAAGGAAUAAGUGGCAUUUAAAUUUCAUUUUCAUUUCAAAAGUUAGAAAAAAAAUAGAAAAUUUCUCAAAACUCUCUCUCUUUUCCUCUCUCUUUCGGCCCCCUUUGAGCAGCAAGAAAAGAGGAUUUUCCUCUUGGAUUUCAAGCCCUCCUUAACAAGUUUAAGUGUUCAUAGUUGUUGGUAUGUUUUCUACACCUUUCUUGUAUGUUUUCUUGAAUUUUUGAAGAGAUUUGGUAGGUUGCAUGCUUAGUUUUAAGUUGUUCUUGCUGCUGGUUUUGAUGAUUAAUUCUGUAGUUAACGCAUGAUAAUUUGAAGUUAUUUAAGCUGCUAGUAAUGCAUGAUAUUUGCUUUGUUUCAAGCUUGGAUUUGUUAGCUCAAAACUAUGGUUUUCAAAGAGAAUUGGUCAAAAUCUGUUGCUGUGAUUUUGUUGAUGAUUGUAGUAGUUUUCAGAGAUUAUUUUAUGCAUGUUUAAGUAGGUUUGGACUGGUUUGAAUGCAUGUUAGUUGGUUUUAACCAAGUUUGAGUUUGGAACUCAAAGCUUGUGCUUUAAUGGCAGUUUUUGUUUCUGUGCAAUCUGGGUGAGUUUGUUGCCUUAGAAAUGUUAUUUGGGUCCUAUAAAACAGGUCUGGAAGGUUUGAGGUUGUUUGGAUUAGAUUUGAGCAUUGUGUGAAUUUUUGAAAAUCUACCUGGGAGGAACCAGAAUUCCGGUUGUGCAUCCGGACUUCCGGAUGGGUUUCGAAAAUUCCCAGAACCGGAAUUCCGGUUGGACAACUGGUCUACCGGUUGGGGAAAUUUUAGAAACCCUAGUUUUCCUCGAUUUUAUGUUAUUUGGGGUAUUGCCAUCCUUUUUAUCGAUAGGGAAACUUUUAGUUCCUAGUUUAAGUCCCCAGGAAGAUAUUUAGCGUAUCACUUAUAGUGUUGUGAUUUUUAUGGUUUAGGAGCCUGUAAUCCGCUGCGCAGAUAGUUCCUGUCAAGUUGACCGGCACACCUGAAUUCGGAAUCCAGGUAAGGGCAAGGCUAGAGCUGAUGGACCGUGAACGAGCCUAUGAAGAUUGUACAUGUCGGGGCGGUUAGGCCUGGAGCGUACGAUCAUCGGGACAGCGAGGCUAUUUUUGUAACUAGUCGCUAGGCGACAAAUAUUUUGUAUAGACAGUAAACUUUUGUAAAUGGUUUUCUAAUCGGGAUCCCGAGUAUUUUGUAUAAAUAUUUUACAAGUUUAAUUAAAAAGCAAAAAUUUUAAUUAAUCACGUUUUCCAUAAACCUCGUUGAUUAGCAACGA